Notechis scutatus (mainland tiger snake) is the source of this 459-nucleotide messenger RNA. Lineage: Eukaryota; Metazoa; Chordata; Lepidosauria; Squamata; Elapidae. The record is from RefSeq and is a predicted model, not a curated record.
AUGGCGGAGGGGGGCCCGAGCCAGAAGAGGACUCCCCUCUACCGGAGCGUCUCCUUCCAGCGCUUGGCCAAGUGGACCGGGCCGGCCCAGCCCGACGGAGGAGGAGGAGACUCUCGGGGGGAGCCUUCCCCGCCCAGCGCGGAGCACCCGCCGCCGCUGGAGCCCAUCGGGCGGCGAUCCCCCGGCCGCGCCGCUUCGUUCAGCGUCUCCUCCCGCCCAGCAGCCGCCGCCGAGCCGGCCGGCCGCGCCCUGCGGAGCCUCUCGCCCUCCGUGCGGCAACUUUCCCAGCGCUUCUGCGCGCCCCGCGCCGGCCCCGAAGACCAGCCUCCUGCGAGUCCGGCCCGCCGCCGCGGAAGAGCCACCUGCGCCCGCCCCGCCGCCGCCGCCGCCGCCGCCCAGAAGGAGCUCGGGGGCUCCGAGGGCCGGGCGAGGCGCCGGCGCCGGACUGGCCCAGCGUGA